This is a messenger RNA of Nycticebus coucang (slow loris), 6094 nucleotides long. It is a transcript of the gene ZFAT, whose product is annotated as zinc finger and AT-hook domain containing. Gene Ontology annotation, biological process: regulation of DNA-templated transcription. Lineage: Eukaryota; Metazoa; Chordata; Mammalia; Primates; Lorisidae. Gene Ontology annotation, molecular function: RNA polymerase II cis-regulatory region sequence-specific DNA binding; DNA-binding transcription factor activity, RNA polymerase II-specific. The record is from RefSeq and is a predicted model, not a curated record. The coding region runs from base 1073 to 4882 and encodes 1269 amino acids. The transcript has 17 exons.
GAACCUUAAAACACAGGCAAUACAAACUCUUUAUUCAACAAAUGACUGUCAGGCUUAGUUUUAGUUCCUGGGGCGAAAGGGGGUGACCAGGACCGACAGAAGUAAGGGAUCGAGACAAAUUAAGGUCAGAUAGUAGAAUAUGAAACAACUUAGGAGGGUUACUUUAGACAGGGUGGUGGUGGCGCUUGAAGAUGUUAUCUGAGCUGAGAACUAAAGCGAAGUGUUGGCGCUAACCACCUCAACAUCAAAAAACGAAAACAAGGUCAUUAAAUUUCAGCCAAACAGAAGCAGAGGGAUGAGCAAGUGUUAGCGAGGCGAGCUCGCACCCAACUGAGACUUGGCUACAGGAAAGGAGACGGGAAGGCUAGGAAGUCGCUUGCUCACGCGUGACUCUAGGUGGUUCAGUGCUCUCUGCACCGACCCAAAUCCAGCCGGUGCCCCGGAGGAAGGCGUCCCCCGCCUGGGUAGCACCGUAACCUCCUAGUGGGAUGCAAGUCGUAUCCACUCCGAAUGACGAACUAGCAAAGUGACAGCGAGCAAAGUUAAUUCACGGCCUCACAUCAGUUCCCGGUCGAACAGGCAGACAAGCCCGGCACUCGCCAUCUACGUCCUGCCCAGGGGCUCCACACCCCGCGAGUCUAAGGGCGGACGGAGGCUGGGCACUGGCCAGGAGGCGCCCGGUACCGACAUCCGUAUUGUCGGCUUCCCGGGAGCCCCUCCCCGGCGCGGCUCAAAACGCGGAGCCGCGGAAUCGGCGGAGCGGGAUACAAAACCCAGCCUCCGGCCGCGAGCAUGCGCGCGAGCCAUCCCCGCCGGGCCGCGCUCGGCGCCAGGGGAGGGUCACCCGGGCGGACGUGCGCUGCGCAGGCGUCUGCGCCCCGUGGGGAGGAGGGCGAAGACUCCAUCCGCCAUGUUGGAUGCCGCAGAUUCGCCAUAACUUCGCCGGCUCUUUUCUUAAAAAAAUAAAAAUAAAAAGCGAAGCGUCGGUGGAGCGCCCCGCCUUCUCGGCCGGCACGGGAGGGGGCACGGAAGAGCCCUAGGCUUUUUUUUCCUCCGCGGUGGGGGCGUUGCCAUGGAGACGCGGGCGGCAGAAAACACGCCCAUCUUCAUGUGCAAAUGUUGUAACCUUUUCUCACCAAGCCAGUCGGAACUCCUCUCCCACGUUUCCGAGAAGCACACAGAAGAAGGGAUUAAUGCUGAUGAGAUCAUUAUUCCCCUUCGGCCUCUGAGCACUCCUGAACCCCCCAACCCAAGCAAAACCGGAGAUGAGUUUUUGGUCAUGAAGAGGAAGAGAGGCAGGCCUAAGGGGUCCACAAAGAAGGCCAGUGCCGAAGAGGAGCUGGCAGAAAGCACCGUGAGUCCCCCGGAGGAUAGCGCGUUGGCUGCUGAGGAGGGGAGCAGCGUGGCUCCAGGCAGCCUGGAGUGCAGCAAGUGCUGUCGGAAGUUCUCCAAUACGCGCCAGCUGCGGAAGCACAUCUGCAUCAUCGUGCUGAACUUGGGCGAGGAGGAGGGAGAGGCAGGUAACGAGUCAGACCUUGAACUAGAAAAGAAGUAUAAGGAAGAUGAUCGAGAAAAGACCCCCAAAAGACCACGGAUGCAGAAAACAGAGAAGACCCAGAAGAUCUUCCCAGGAAAGGAGGCUGGGCAGCCUUCUGGGGCAAAGAAACCCAUCAUAAGUGUGGUUUUAACUGCACAUGAAGCGAUUCCAGGUGCUACCAAGAUCGUUCCAGUGGAGGCUGGGCCCCCCGAAACAGGAGCUGCAAAUCCCGAGACCACCUCAGCAGACCUGGUGCCUCGGAGGGGGUACCAGGAGUACGCCAUUCAGCAGACACCAUACGAGCAGCCGAUGAAGUCCAGCAGGCUAGGUCCCACUCAGCUCAAAAUCUUCACUUGUGAGUACUGCAACAAGGUCUUCAAAUUCAAGCACUCGCUGCAGGCCCACCUGAGGAUCCACACCAACGAGAAGCCCUACAAGUGCCCCCAGUGCAGCUAUGCCAGCGCCAUCAAGGCCAACCUCAACGUGCACCUGCGCAAACACACGGGCGAGAAGUUCGCCUGUGACUGCUGCUCCUUCACCUGCCUGAGCAAGGGCCACCUCAAGGUGCAUGUCGAGCGAGUGCACAAGAAGAUCAAGCAGCACUGCCGCUUCUGUAAGAAGAAGUACUCGGACGUCAAGAACCUCAUCAAGCACAUCCGCGAUGCGCACGACCUGCAGGACAAGAAGGUCAAGGAGGCCUUGGAUGAGCUCUGCCUGAUGACCAGGGAGGGCAAGCGCCAGCUGCUCUACGACUGCCACAUCUGUGAGCGCAAGUUCAAGAACGAGCUGGACCGAGACCGCCACAUGCUGGUCCAUGGCGACAAGUGGCCCUUUGCCUGCGAGCUCUGCGGCCACGGGGCCACCAAGUAUCAGGCACUGGAGCUGCAUGUCAGGAAGCACCCCUUUGUGUAUGUCUGUGCUGUGUGCCUGAAGAAGUUUGUGAGCUCCAUUCGACUGCGCUCCCACAUCAAAGAGGUACACGGGGCUGCCCAGGAGACCUUGGUCUUCACCAGCUCCAUCAAUCAGAGCUUCUGCCUCCUGGAGCCCGGGGGGGACAUCCAGCAGGAAGCCUUGGGGGACCAGCUGCAGCGGGCGGAAGAGGAGUUUGUGUUCCACAGGGUGAACGUGCUCAAGGAGGAGGCCUGUCCUGGGGACGCUUGGCCUGAGGAGAAACACAAGAAGCUAGAGGCCCCGGUGGAAAUGCCUACCUCAGCUGUGCACCUGGCCUCCCCCCAGGCCAAAAGUGUAGCCCUGCCACCUGGUGAACUGGAAACCACCAUGAUCUCCUCAGAGCUGCCUUCUCAGGCAGCAGUUUCAGAUGAGUUUUUAUUGAAAAAUGGUAGCUCUUCUGCUGAGGGCGACACUGCUCCUGAGAAGCCCUCAGACAGCCAGCAUAGAGGCUCUGAUCAGACUCAGAGUGAAGUAAUCACGGUACUACUUUCCAAGGACCAAAGUGCUGGGCCAAACUGGGGGACCCAAGGUACUAAGAGCCCCCCAGGGGAAGAGCAGAGAAUGGCUACCCUUCCAGAGAGUGACCUAGAUCUCAGCAGGUGUCUCAGGUCCAACCCAGCUGAAGCCUCAGACCUCCUUCCUCCAGUAGCCGGUGGUGUGGACAUUGUUAUACACCAGCCUGACUCUUGUAAAGCUGCCCCUGAGCACCGGCCUAGCAUGACUGCGUUCAUGAAGGUCCUGGACAGUUUACAGAAGAAGCAAAUGAACACCGGUUUGUGUGAAAGGAUCCGGAAGGUCUAUGGAGACCUGGAGUGUGAAUAUUGUGGCAAACUUUUUUGGUACCAAGUGCACUUUGAUAUGCAUGUCCGCACCCACACCCGGGAACAUCUGUAUUAUUGCUCCCAGUGUCAUUACUCUUCCAUCACCAAAAACUGCCUUAAACGCCAUGUAAUUCAGAAACACAGUAACAUCUUGCUGAAGUGUCCUACUGACGGCUGUGACUACUCGACUCCAGAUAAAUAUAAGCUGCAGGCACAUCUUAAAGUUCACACAGCACUGGACAAAAGGAGCUAUUCUUGUCCUGUGUGUGAAAAGUCUUUUUCAGAAGAUCGAUUGAUAAAGUCACAUAUCAAGACCAACCAUCCCGAGGUCUCCAUGAGCACCAUUUCUGAGGUUCUAGGGAGGAGGGUUCAGCUGAAAGGGCUCAUUGGGAAGCGAGCCAUGAAGUGCCCGUACUGCGAUUUCUAUUUCAUGAAGAAUGGCUCAGACCUUCAGCGGCAUAUCUGGGCUCACGAAGGUGUGAAACCCUUCAAGUGUACUUUGUGUGAAUAUGCCACUCGCAGCAAGAGUAACCUCAAGGCUCACAUGAAUCGUCACAGCACUGAGAAAACCCACCUAUGUGACAUGUGUGGCAAGAAAUUCAAAUCAAAAGGGACACUGAAAAGUCACAAGCUCCUUCACACAGCUGAUGGGAAACAGUUUAAGUGCACGGUGUGUGACUACACGGCGGCCCAGAAGCCCCAGCUGCUGCGGCACAUGGAGCAGCACGUCUCCUUCAAGCCUUUCCGCUGUGCCCACUGCCCUUACUCCUGCAACAUCUCUGGCUCUCUGAAGCGGCACUACAACAGGAAGCACCCGGACGAGGAGUACGCCAACGCCGGCACGGGGGAGCUGGCCACAGAGGUGCUCAUCCAGCAAGGGGGUUUGAAGUGUCCCGUCUGCAGCUUUGUAUAUGGCACCAAAUGGGAGUUCAACAGGCACUUGAAGAACAAACAUGGCUUGAAGGUGGUGGAAAUUGACGGAGACCCCAAAUGGGAGACAGCAGUGGAAGCUUCAGAGGAGCCCUCUACCCAGUAUCUCCACAUUGCAGAGGCAGAAGAAGAUGUUCAGGGGACACAGGCAGCGGUGGCUGCACUCCAGGACCUCAGAUACACCUCUGAAAGUGGCGACCGACUUGACCCCACAGCUGUGAAUAUCCUGCAGCAGAUCAUCGAGCUGGGUGCCGAGACCCAUGAUGCCACUGCCCUUGCCUCAGUGGUGGCCAUGGCUCCAGGGACGGUGACUCUGGUCAAACAGGAGGAGAAAGCAGUGGCACCCUUCACAGGAUCUUCUAACUGCAAACCAGGACUAGGAGUGGUGCUGUUGGACAUAGCUGUCACUGAGGAGGAGCCCAGCUCCAACCACACGGUCAUGAUCCAGGAGACCCUCCAGCAAGCCUCCGUGGAGCUGGCCGAGCAGCACCACCUUGUGGUGUCCUCUGACGACGUGGAGGGCAUCGAGACGGUGACUGUGUACACGCAGGGAGGGGAGGCCUCGGAGUUCAUCGUGUACGUGCAGGAGGCCAUGCCGCCCGUGGAGGGGCAGGCGGUGGAGCAGCCGGCCCCAGAGCUCUAGAGGACAUGCAUUGCCAGAGAACCUGCACCCAGGAUGGGGCCACCCAGCCCGCCUGGCCCACAGAAUGGCACUCACCUCUCCUUCUUUGCCUGGCAGCCCAAUGGGACCCUCCUCACCCUACUUUGGGUGGGCGGGGCAGUCGGCCUCACCAGCAGCACCCUGUCCCUGGUACAGGGACACACCCCCAGCCUGUGCCGUCUGCUUCCGGAAGGACUUCUGCACCAGCACCCCACACUUGCCCCGCACCGCGUCCCCCGAAACUCCCAGUGCCCAUAGCAUCUUCCCAAGUCACCCCAGCCCCCCAGGUGCUGAAUCUCCAUCUGGGACCGCUGUGCGGUCUGGUGAGAGGAGACAGCCAUCACUUAGAAAGUGACCUUACUGCUAGGGGCAGGGGCAGAGGUGUCUUUGUUUUAUCUAUAAAGCACCUGGGAUCAGGGCAGGUCACCACGACUCUCCCCAUUACAGGGACUCAUUUUGCUGUCAUGGAAUUACUUUUGCUCUGAAGAAAAAUGCACUUUUCACUUGUCACCUCCCAUCCUAAGGGGACGAGUGGGUGGAAUUAAAGCAUUUCCUGCCCGAGUACUUGGGUUCCUUUGUGAGGUGGAUGGCUUACCUUUCCCCUUCCCACGUGGUAACCUUGGACUUGGGACCCUCCCAGAAGUACCCCACCCAGACCUGGGCCCUUAAAAGUAGACCAUGAUGCUUUUCCCCCACUAAAGCACUGGGGUUUGCUUUGGGAGCUUUUUGAAGGUAAUGACCUUACCUUACUUUGUUGUACCCAGCACUGGAUUUGCUGCCUGCUGAGAAGUGGCACUGCCCUCCCCACUCUGUGUCUGGGAGGAACAGAGAACUCACAGGAGCCUUUAUGACACGGAACUGUCUGACCAGGGUUUCCAGUCAGGGUGCUCACCAUCAGUUUCAUACAUUUUGAGCCCCGGCUCUGUGCAUGGCAUGUGGGGGCAUCAAGCUGAGCACCACUCCCCCUUGCCUGGCCCUGGGGUCUCUUACCCACCGCCCGACUCAUCGGGGGUAAAGUUUGUUUCCCCCAAGCGCCAUGUCUCCCACAGAGCUCUCAUGUAGGUGCAUAAACACAUGGAUGGUGGCUGCCCUGUUGCAGAGGCAGAGGCUGUCUCUUGCAGCUCUGAUGCAAAUAAGUGAGUUCUUGCUCUAGGCAAGGAAGGGAGGACCCUCCCCCCUGGGAUAUUAAGGACA